This is a messenger RNA of Pistacia vera, 1678 nucleotides long. Its product is annotated as methyltransferase-like protein 22. Gene Ontology annotation, molecular function: protein methyltransferase activity. Gene Ontology annotation, cellular component: nucleus. The coding region runs from base 279 to 1304 and encodes 341 amino acids. The record is from RefSeq and is a predicted model, not a curated record. The transcript has 9 exons. Gene Ontology annotation, biological process: protein methylation. Lineage: Eukaryota; Viridiplantae; Streptophyta; Magnoliopsida; Sapindales; Anacardiaceae.
GUAUUAAAAACACCUCUGUAAUCAUCAAAAAUCUCCUUAAAAUCAUAAAAAAACCCCUCAAAAGUUAUCAAAAAAUCCCUAAUAGGGGUGUUUUUAAUACUUUCUAAAUCUUAUAGGGGAAGAAAAAAAUCUUUUAAAGAAAUACAUCUGAAUUCUGAGGAGGCAUUGAUAUGAAAUCGCAAAAUAACGACGUCGUUUUCUGACCCAAAUCGCCUUCGUCUUCCCAGAACUACUCCAAUCAGUGUCCUGAACGCGUGUUCUUGAAAAACACACGAGAAAUGGACGCCGGAGAAUCGUCAGAGGAGCAGACAGAACAGGUGAUGAGUGAGGUCCACGUGGGCUGUCCACCUCACUCCCCUGGACCCCACAUCUCACACUUCACCAUCUCCCUUCCACCUGAAGUUGAACCCACAAGAUUCAACGAGCUGUUUAAAACUGAAACUGAAGCAGCUGAAGAUGAUGAUGCAGUGUGUGAAGUACAAGUAAUAACCUUCGACCGAGAUGGUGAUCUUGUUUUGCCUAGACGAGAAAGCGGCCGCAAGCAGUAUAGACAGUUUUUUAAAAUGACCAUCCAGCACAAUAUUACAUCAUCAAUUCCAAGCGUUGGUUUGCAGGUAUGGAAAGCAGAAUUAGUGUUAUCAGAUUUUGUGAUGCAUAAGAUGUGCACUUCUUCUGAAUUCUAUGGAAUUGUUUCAUUAGAACUUGGUGCUGGAACAGGGCUGGUUGGAAUGUUGCUUGCACGUGUUGCUCGAAAAGUUUUCCUCACAGACUAUGGUGAUGAAAUCCUUGACAACUGUGCUAAAAACAUUGAACUUAAUUCUGGAGUUUUCGAUCGUCGAGGUUCAGUUAAUGUACGUGAACUGAAUUGGAUGAAUCCCUGGCCACCAAAUAUAAGCUUGGCUGAUUCUGCAUCACAAAGGUAUUCUUGGAACCAAUCAGAACUAGAAGAAGUGAAAAGAGCUCAUUUGCUUGUUGCCGCCGAUGUUAUAUACAGUGAUGAUCUGACUGAUGCUUUUUUCAGUAUUUUAGAGAGAUUAAUGUCGCUGGGUUCAAAAAAGGUAUUAUACUUGGCACUAGAAAAGCGUUACAACUUUAGUAUCAGUGACCUUGAUGUUGUGGCAAAUGGUUAUUCACAUUUCAGAAGUUAUCUGAGAGAGGAAGGAGAAAGUAAGAGUCCUGAAUGUGGAUCGACACCUUGUUUUGUGGGUAAACGCAUUGAUCUUAAUGAAAUUCCUCAAUAUGUAAAAGAGUAUGACAGAGGAAGUGAUGUUGAGCUUUGGCAGAUAAAGUAUAACAAAAAGUAAACCCUAAUCUGGAGACUCCUGUGACUUGGAUUUUGAAGUUAUUAUGAGCAUAAAGGACUGCUUGCCGGUAAUCAAUCUCUUUCUGCAAUUUAACUUCGUAGUUCAUAACUCCAUAGCGAUCUGUUCUGAUGCUUGUGCAACAUGUACCAAGAUCUUAAGAGAACCAAAUUUAACGAUACGGUCAGUAAUUGAUGAAAACAAAAAAUUAGAAGGAAAUAAAUCAUAACCAUAUAUUACAUUAUUUUACAAGUGUCAUGAGAUUUUUAAAAGCUCAAGAGAGCUCAGAGUAGGAGACAAUCCUAAUUGGUAUUGUAAUUCCUUGUAUUUUUAAUAGAUUCGAGUGUUUGAGAUAGAGAUAUUUACCUCAAUAUGUU